Messenger RNA from Chaetura pelagica (chimney swift), 2311 nucleotides. RefSeq names its product adaptor-related protein complex 5, zeta 1 subunit (gene AP5Z1). NCBI's taxonomy places the organism in Eukaryota, Metazoa, Chordata, Aves, Apodiformes, Apodidae. Gene Ontology annotation, cellular component: AP-5 adaptor complex. The transcript is spliced from 15 exons. The record is from RefSeq and is a predicted model, not a curated record. Bases 91 to 2247 code for a protein of 718 amino acids.
GGCAAGUUCGUGGAGCUGCUGCAGACAGUGCUGUGCUCAGCCAAGACCCCUGAGCAGAUUCAGGUGUUAUGUGCUGCCAUCCUGAGAGAGAUGUCGCCCUGCAAUGAUCUGAUCCUCUCCUGUGAUGAGAUUCAAGAUACAAAGCUCUUGAGCCUGGUGUCCUCCAUCCUUUUGGCUCAGGGCAAUAAGGCUGAAGUAUCUGCUGUGGGGCAACGGAUUGUAAAAGCCCUGGAAAGGAGACUGCCUGAGGGCCAGAAUGCUCGGUGCCUUCUUCCUGUCCUCUCCAAUGUCAUCAGUCUUUCACCAGAAGCUCUAACUGAAGAGCAGACCAAUGUAGUCAGUAAGAAGAUGGCUGACUGGCUGAGGAAUGCAAGUAUGCAGCAAAGAGUCACUCAAUCUUUUGGAGGCUUCUUCUCCAGCCCCAGGAGAAGGCAGCCUGGCCCUGUCACAGAGGUGGAUGGUGCCAUUGCCACAGACUUCUUCACAGUGCUGUCAGUGGGUCAGUCCUACACACAGGACCAGUGGCUCAACAUGCAGGCCUUCUCCAUGCUGCAAAACUGGCUGCUGUGCUACGGGGACAGGGGGCUGAAAACCCCCAAUUCAGGUGACAAAUCAGGAAUGGAGAAGUCUGUAACAUCCGUGGUCUCUGCUGCAUCCGCAUCCAGUCACCUCCUUCCCCCCAGGGACCGUCUGCGGGAAAAGGCCUUCGAGUACUGCCAGCGGCUGCUCCAGCAGAGCACCCGGCGACCUCUGAAGAAAGAUGAUGGAGAUCUGCAGAAAGCUUGUCUCAUUGAGGCAGUGAAAAUCAUGGACCUCAUCUGCAAACAGGACUCCUCCUACGUGUACCAUGCAGCCUCCUCCCUGAAAAUCCUGCAUGGCAGAAUCUGUGGGGAUGCCACUUAUGCCAGGGCAUUGCUGCCCAUUGCCCAGUUCUUCCUGAACCACAGCGAAACAGCAGCUGUGGACUCUGAUGCAAUCUACAAACACUUGUUCACUGAUAUCCCAGCUCAGCUCUUCCACAACCCGUUCCUGGCCUUUGAAUUUGUCCAGUUCUGCAAAGACAACAGCCAGCUCUUCACUGAGACCUCCAGCAUAUUCAGGCAGAGCUUCCCAAAUCUCUUCAAGUUCCUGGCAUGGAACAGCCCACCCCUUAUCUCUGAGUUUGUGGACCUUCUCCCGUUUCUACUGGAUGCAAGCACAGCUGUUGAGAUCUUCCAUUUGCUGCUAGACCUGCCCUGUUUAACUGCAGCUCUGGACACCCAGCUGAGGUCAUCUGCUCCUCCUACCUCUGAGAAGGCUUCCUGUGACCCAGCCAGGGAGCCAGCCACCUGCCUGGAAGCCUUUCACCAUCCCCUCUACAAGAACAUGUUCCAGUAUCUUCUCCGCACCAAAUCCACUCCUGAGGAUGCCCCAGAGAGGCUGAUUCCACUUCGGCAGCUGCUGGGAUCCCUGGCCAGCAGCCCAAGGGUGGUGCAGUGUGCAGAGACUGUGCCUGUCUUAAUGGAGCUCUUUUUCAAGGUGGUGGCAGAGUUUGCAGAUGGACCACUGAUAAACCAGCUGGUGGUGCUGCUGCUGCAGAGGAGUGACCAUCUCUAUGACAUUCCAGCAUUUAAAGAUGAAGUGUACAGGGUGCUGAGCUCACAGCUGGUGGUGCUUUGCAAGCUGCACCCUGCCCUCAUCGUGGAACAGUCCACAGAGAUUCUGGAGUUCUCAGGAACAGUCAGCAAUGUCCAGAACAAGGAAGUCAUCUUCACCCACAUGGUCUGGGCUAUUGGAGAGUACAUGUCAGUGUCCUAUGACAAGCGCUGCACUGUGGAGCAGAUCAGCCGGUUCUUUGAGACCCUGGAGGCCGUGUUAUUUGAAAUCACCCAGCUCAGACCACUGGCCAGCACCCCCCGCUACCCCCCCCGGGCCAUCAGUGUCCUUAUGGUCACCUUGACCAAGUUGGCAGCUCGCAGCCAGGACUUGAUCCCCAGAGUGUCCAUGUUCCUGUCCAAGAUGAGGACAUUUGUGCAGAGUCCUGCUAUCACCUCUGUUUACUGUGAGGAAGACCUUAAGGAGAUCCUUAUCCGGGCAACUGAGCUCAUGAACCUACUGAAAAUGCCAAGUGUGGCUCAGUUUGUGUUCACGCCGCCUGUAGACGUGGCCAGCACACGGUUUCAGAGAGAGGUGAAUGAAACCCUGCCUUUUGCCCUGAGGAUGGUCACCCGUCUCCUAGAGCCAGCUCCUGGCUUCAUGCCAGGCUGAGGGCCUUGUGUUUCCAAGAGGCUUCAACCCUUGUUGUCACUCAUGGGACACUGCUGACACUCCA